UUGCGUCAUAGUCAGUGUGGUCAGCAUGAGGCGCAUACUCAGUGCGAGUUUAUUAAGACAUUUUAGCUUGUUUGGUAGAAUUCCUCUCUGUCGAAUCGGCCCGACUGUGCAGAAACGGAGCCCUUUUUACCUUAAUUUCUGUAAUAAAACGACCAGUAACGGCGGCGACAUGGACCUGAGUAACAUGAGGAAGAAAUACAAAGGAGAUGAAGAGUGCUUUGAGGAGAGUCAGCUUGUAUCUUUGGAUCCCAUCAAGGAAUUUGGGAACUGGUUCGAUAAAGCAACAAAGUGUCCCGAAAUAGGAGAGGCCAAUGCUAUGUGCAUAGCCACAGCCUCCAAGGACGGACGUCCAUCCGCUCGUAUGGUCCUCCUGAAAGGUUACAGCCACGAAGGUUUCCGUUUCUUUACAAACUACGAGAGCAGAAAGGGUACUGAGCUGGAGAGUAAUCCAUACGCAUGUCUGGUGUUUUACUGGGAACCGCUUAACAGACAGAUCCGUAUCGAGGGCUCAGUAGAGAGGAUCCCCUACCAGAGCUCCUGUGACUACUUCCACUCACGGCCGAAGAGCAGUCAAAUCGGGGCCGUUGUGAGCCGACAGAGUACUCCAGUUCCUAACAGAGAUUACUUGAGGCAGAAAAAUGCUGAACUGGAGGAGAAGUACAAGGACACAGAGGUGCCAAUGCCUGACUACUGGGGCGGCUACAUGGUCAAGCCUCACUUGAUUGAAUUCUGGCAGGGUCAGACCAACAGACUCCACGACCGCAUCGUUUUCACCAAGCUGAAGGACGGAGAGAAGCUGGGGGAGUUCCAGCACGAAGCCGAGGGCGGCUGGGUGUACCAGAGACUCUCUCCAUGAGAACUCCCUCCACAGAUUUUCCAUCCAGAACAUCAUGAACUUAAGAAGUAGCCAACGAGUAAAAUAGCUAUUUGGAAAAACAUUUGAUGUUUGUUAAAUCUGUGUCAAAUGUGCCUGUAGUCUCUGACAGGAACCAUCUGAAUACUGUGUGUUGAAGCAACCUGACUGUACUGUGCAAAUCCAAACUAUAUACAUCAUAUAAAGAGUCAGAGCUUGUCUUUGCAAAAAUAUUCCAACCAUUCAGUAUAUUUCUCCCAUUUUAAAUGUUAUAUUUUGGGCGCUUCGAUUAGGGAGGGGCCUAAUGAAGUGCAUAA
Molecule: messenger RNA, 1170 nt
Organism: Cyprinodon tularosa
Lineage: Eukaryota; Metazoa; Chordata; Actinopteri; Cyprinodontiformes; Cyprinodontidae
Gene: pnpo
Product: pyridoxamine 5'-phosphate oxidase
Exons: 7
Coding region: 26-856 (276 amino acids)
Biological process (GO): pyridoxine biosynthetic process; pyridoxal 5'-phosphate biosynthetic process
Molecular function (GO): pyridoxamine phosphate oxidase activity; FMN binding
Source: RefSeq, a predicted model, not a curated record